CCGCGGCCCACCUACCACAUCACACCACCCUACUCGGCGGUGGCACCGGAGCACGCCGCAAUCCCCGAGCUUCGCUGGGGCUGGGAGGGGAGCCUUCCCGUCGCUUGACGCGUUUCUCGAUCGUUCCCCGUGGCGGCGGGCUGCGCACGCCGUACCGAUCAUUUCGCUGGUCUCUCCCGCCGCGGGUCGCCGAAGAGGGGGGGAGGAGGAGGAGGAUGCCCGUGGAAGGCGCCGUCGGGAUCAAGGGCGAGGAGAUGGAGCAGGCCUCAGCGACAACUCCUACCACCAGUACGAUCAGGACAAAGCGAGCUCGUCCCAAGAGCAGUGCCACGCUGAGAAUCAAGACUCCAGUGGCGUCUCCUCCUGGAGGGGAGGGUGGUCCGGAGGAUAGGGACCACAUGUACCGGGGUGUUCGGCAGCGCAGGUGGGGCAGGUGGGUCUCUGAAGUCCGUGAGCCCAACCGCGGCAAGCGACACUGGCUGGGCACCUUCGACACCGCCGUUGACGCCGCCCUCGCAUACGACAGGGCCGCCGUGGCCAUCUAUGGCUCCCGCGCAAUCGUCAACUUCCCAUCUGCCUUCUUCAUCUCCACCGCCCAGCCAGUGCAAUGCCAUUCCCCGUCUUCUUCUCCUGCCACUGCUGCCUCUGUCCUUACUGAGCAUGGAGUGAAGCCGAUGAUGGCUGCUGCCUCUAUCCUUGAUGAGCAUGAAAUAAAGCCGGUGAUCACCGCCUCUGUCUCCGAUGAGCGUGAAGUAAAGCCAAUGGUCGCUGCUUCUGUCUUCGGUGAACGCGAAGUGAAGCCAAUGGUCGCUGCCUCUGUCUUCCAUGAGCGUGAAGUAAAGCCAAUGGUCCCUGCCUCUGUCUUCGGUGAGCGUGAAGUGAAGCCAGUGGUCGCUGCUUCUGUCUUCGGUGAACGCGAAGUGAAGCCAAUGGUCGCUGCCUCUGUCUUCCAUGAGCGUGAAGUGAAGCCAAUGGUCCCUGCCUCUGUCUUCGGUGAGCGUGAAGUGAGGCCAAUGGUCGCUGCCUCUGUCUCCGGUGAGCGUGAAGUAAAGCCAAUGGUUGCUGCCUCUGUCUUUGGUGAGCGCGAAGUGAAGCCAAUGGUCGCUGCCUCUGUCUUCGGUGAGCAUGAAGUCAAGCCGACGCCGGUGCACGGUGUUGGUGACGACACCUGGAUCGCUCAGCAUUGGGAUGCUUCUUGGGCUGAGCGAGAGGAAGUUUAUGCUGACUACCUCAAGGACAUUGCCAUGUAUAUUGAUGUUGAUGCUAUCACUGAGAAACUGGUGUACCACCCCGGCAUCUAUGGUAAAGAUUACCAGGUCGAUGGGUUCGAUGCUGAGUUCACCGUCUCGCCAUUGUGGGAGCUGGGUGACUGAAAUGGCAGCCGAAGGAGGAUUUUUUUUGCUGACUAGGGUAGCUUCGUUAUGCUGGUAGCCAUCCAGAUCCUUUAGCUGAGCAUAUUACAUACUUGAUGUAGGUCAGGAGGGAGCCUUUCUCUGCACGUCUGCAUAGCGUUAUGUUUGGUAGAACUGUAAUGAUAUAUGUAGAUGAUCAUGCUGUGCAUCGAAUCACCUUCUCUAAUUCGGACAUGAUGGGCGUCAGAAUCUAUGUCUUAACAUUGGGUAAACAACGGUCUGAUGCUAUAGUUCGUUGCUAGUAACUCCGAGUAUUAGAAGUGCAAGCCAUUAUCUUUGUUAGAUACUCCUCCGUCCAACGUUUUUUGACACUGUCAACGUUCUUAUAUGGGAUGGAGUGUCAAAAACGUAUGUUAUGGGACCGGGGGAGUAUAUGUUACAUGUGUUUACUUGAGGAAUUGCUAGAACACUGUCACGUGCACCACCAGUCUACUACAAGCAAGUAUUUCCCCAUAUCUAAGCCAUGCAGCCAAGUGAGUGAGGACCCCACAUAAAUUCUAAUCGUAGAUUGUGUUUUAAAUUCUCAUGUAAACAUACCACAACUUGAUCUGCAUGUGAGUGUAGUUUCAUACAAGUUGCAAAAUGCUAAACCACACAGCAAACUUGUGGGCUGGAGUAGAGCUACGGCGUGCGUUUUUCAUGCUGAUGAUCUUGUGGGCGACAAAGAUGGAAUGCGACCCUGUGAACCUAUUAGCAUCGGGUUCUCUCGGGUGCAGAAGAAGAUGGAGGUAAUGCUGUUGAGAUUAACAUGACACA
Triticum aestivum (bread wheat) is the source of this 2168-nucleotide messenger RNA. Its product is annotated as dehydration-responsive element-binding protein 2D. The record is from RefSeq and is a predicted model, not a curated record. Lineage: Eukaryota; Viridiplantae; Streptophyta; Magnoliopsida; Poales; Poaceae. Bases 216 to 1373 code for a protein of 385 amino acids. Gene Ontology annotation, biological process: positive regulation of DNA-templated transcription; response to stress. The transcript is spliced from 2 exons. Gene Ontology annotation, molecular function: DNA-binding transcription factor activity; transcription cis-regulatory region binding. Gene Ontology annotation, cellular component: nucleus.